Molecule: messenger RNA, 2305 nt
Organism: Osmerus eperlanus (European smelt)
Lineage: Eukaryota; Metazoa; Chordata; Actinopteri; Osmeriformes; Osmeridae
Gene: sash3
Product: SAM and SH3 domain containing 3
Exons: 8
Coding region: 106-1311 (401 amino acids)
Molecular function (GO): protein binding
Source: RefSeq, a predicted model, not a curated record
UGUCUGAGAGCUCUAACUGUGACAGCAGAGUGGCAGGAGGCUGCGUUGUCUACUUCAGUGCCUGGCCGGUUCAGAUUUUUGAAGAUCCAAGGUCCACUAAGCAACAUGCUGCGGCGAAAACCUUCCAACGCCUCAGAGAAGGAGAAGGAAAAGGAGCAGGGGCAGGUUCAGAAGAAGAAGCUCACACUGCAGAGGUCCAGCAGCUUCAAGGACUUCAUGAAGCCCAAGCCCUCCUCUCCUACAGUGACUGACAGCGACUUCACCUUGACUGAGACACAUGUGAUGCAGGUGGAAGAGAAUGCACAAGGGGAGGAUAAUGCGAAACAUGGCAUGAAGCUUGGGAAGAAAUGGCGUAACAUGGUAUCACGCACCAUGACCCGCAAAACAUCCAAGAUGGUUCAGAAGGCUCUUGCUGAGGAGGGGGGGGAGAGUGGAGAUGAGGGCCCUGGGUCCCCCGUCACUGACUGGCUCCCAGGCCUGAUCACAGGUCAACGGACCUCAGUGUGUUCCACCGGCUCAGAAGACACAACACCCAGCCCAGUCUCUCAACAGCUGCCUGGCUCAGGUGGGGAUCGCCAGAGCCUCGACAGUGGCUACAGCCAGAGAGACAGCAUGAGACUGGAGGAGGCUGGCAGUGUCUACACAGGACCCUUCUGUGGCCGUGCCCUGGUCCACACAGACUUCACCCCCAGCCCCUACGACAUCGAGUCCCUCAAGCUCCAAAAAGGAGACAUCAUCCAGAUUAUUGAGAAGCCCCCAGUGGGCACCUGGACAGGGAAGCUCAACAACAAAAUGGGUUCAUUCAAGUUCAUCUACGUCAACAUCCUCCCCACUGAGGCCAGCCCGCCCAUUAGGAAACGUUGCCACAGCAAGACCCAGCGGACCAAGACCAAGCCCAAGACCCUGGAGGAAGUUCUGGAGAGGAUCGGCCUGACGGAGCUGAGCUCUCUGCUGUCCAUGCACGGCUUCCAGAGCCUGGAGGACUUUGGGGGUCUGAAGGAGUCUCACCUGAACGAGCUCAACAUCACCGACCCCGAGCAGCGCACAAAGAUCCUGACGGCCACAGAGCUGCUGAGAGACUCGGAUGACGAGUCAGACGCAGAGGACAGGCCUGUGGAGAAGAGCGACAUGCCUCGGGACUCUGGCUGCUUCGAAAGCUCCGAGAACCUGGAGAACGUACGUGAGGAACUGGAGAUGGAACCCGAAGACCAGAACCAGGAUCCAGAGGUGCAAGAACGGGCCGACGAGGACAACCAGCGGGGAUCUGUUGAGGAGCAGCUGCAGGAACUGACGGUGGAGGAGAACUCAUGAGAACCUGGAAGAGAACCGUCUGUAACCUUCACCUCUGAAUGGUCUCCAGGAAACCAGCUGACUCUUGGCAUUCAUCAAGUGCCUCUCAGAGUCGGUAUGCAACGUGACAAAGUAUCAUCAAUGUAUACCUUUUGUGAUAACUCAUAUGUCUUCCAGUUUAUGCGUCCUAGUUUUACAUGCUCUGUAAACCUUCCCACAAAUCCUGUGUAUGAUUGCAGGGAUUGCAAUUAUUACAUCCCAAUAUAAAGUUGAUUGAGGCUGGGGUUUACGCUUUAACAAUACAAAGGAUGGAUGGAGAGAGCAUUUCCUCUGAGAUGCUGUGUCAUAUUUUAUCAGGCUAUUGAACUGUCAUUAACCCUUGUGUUAUCUUCGGGUCAUUCUGACCCAUCAGUCAUUGUGACCCACUGUCGUAUUGCGACAAAUUUACCUCAUACAAAAACAAAGUGAAGCAUUUUCUUUUAACUGUCUGGAUGUCUCAGACCCCCCACAUUGCAAUGGUUAAAAGAAAAUUAUUUUUAUUUGUUUUUGUAUUGGGUGAAAUUGGGUAAACACAACGAUGGUUCGUUGUGAACCUUUGGGUCAUGUGACCCGAAGGCAGCACAAGGGUUAAGUAUAUUGUAUCAGUGUUUAGUGAAAUGUUACUUCAUGAAUAUCAUGAACUGUUCUAUACAAUUAACUUGCAUCAUACAUUUGCUUACUUUGUUCUGUCCAAUUUCUACUGUAAGAUAAGUUGUUUUGUUACCUUACCUAUGUGAUGUCUUCAGUCAACUAUUUCUACCCCUUCGGUGUGUGUGUUUUAGGAUGAUUGAAAUAUAUCAUAUAAAAAAUAUGAAUUUUUGACAUACUGUAUAGUAGUAAGCAGGGACAGGGACUUAGACAACCUAGCAUCCAGUCAGGAUGUCCAUCUGAUUUACUGUUAAAUGUUGUCCAUUUUUCCAUGUCGGUGCAUGAUGUUUUGGAAUGUUUUUCUGUAAAUAAAGUUUAAAAAAUGUAA